AUGUCUGAAUCAGAGUUAUCAUUAGAAUUCUUACAAGAAUUAUUCAACAAUUUGGAAAUCGCUUCUCCUGAUACAAGAGAUGAUAUUUGUUCUCAACUUUCAUCAUUCUUAAACGGAAAUAUCAUCGAACAUGAUCUUCCACAAAAAUUCUUUGAUAAACUUCACAAAGCUAUCAUAGAUAAAAAAACUUCAAGUAAUGCGUUAGAUGCUAUCAUCUACAUUGCUAAUCAAACAAAUUUAUCACCUUCAGUGGAACCAUUCAUCGUAUCAACUGUUCCCUCUAUUUGUGCCAAAGCGGGUGAUAAAGAUAGUUCCAUACAAGAAAUAGCCAAGAGAGCUUUGUUUGCUGUGGUUAACGCAAUUAAUCCUAUUGCAACCAAGGCAUUGUUACCUCAUCUAAUCAAUUGUCUCUCUUCUACUAAUAAAUGGCAAGAAAAAAUUGCCAUUUUAGAAUCCAUUGCAAUUUUAGUCGAUGUAGCUAAGGAACAAAUUGCAUUACGUAUGCCUGAAUUGAUUCCAAUCUUAUCUGAAUCCAUGUGGGAUACGAAGAAGGAAGUUAAAGAAACCGCGACUAAGACUAUUACGAAGGCCACAGAAACUAUUGAAAAUAAAGAUAUUGAAAUUUUCAUUCCUCAAUUGAUUAAUUGUAUUGCUAAUCCAAGUAAUGUUCCUGAAACUGUUCAUGCUCUUGGUGCUACCACUUUUGUUUCCGAUGUGACUCCUGCUACUUUGUCCAUUAUGGUUCCUUUAUUGAAUAGAGGUUUACAAGAAAGAGAUACUUCUAUUAAGAGGAAAUCAGCCGUUAUUAUUGAUAAUAUGUGUAAGUUAGUGGAAGAUCCGCAGAUUGUUGCUCCAUUUUUAAACGAUUUAUUACCAGGAUUGAAAAAUAAUUUCAGUAAUAUUGCUGAUCCUGAAGCAAGAGAAGUUACAUUGAGAGCUUUGAAAACUUUGAGAAGAGUUGGGAAUGUUGCAGAUGAUGAUACUAUUCCUGAAAUAUCUCAUGCUGGUGAUGUUAGUGUGAAUUUACAAUUAUUCAAGACUCUUUUAGCAAACGCAAAGGUUACUGAUAUCGAUUCUAGAUUUGAAGUGGUUAUUCAAUAUAUCGCUGCCAUCGCUGCCAAUUUGAUUGAUGAAAGAAUUAUCGAUCAACAAGCUUGGUUUACUCAUGUGACUCCUUAUAUGACUAUCUUCUUACAUGAACAACAAUCUAAGGAUAUGUUGGAUGAAUUUAGAAAAAGAGCUGUUGAUAAUAUUCCUAUUGGUCCAAAUUUCGAUGAUGAAGAAGAUGAAGGUGAGGAUUUAUGCAAUUGUGAAUUCUCUUUAGCGUAUGGUGCCAAGAUUUUAUUGAAUAAGACUCAAUUAAGGUUGAAAAGAGGUAGACGUUAUGGUCUCUGUGGACCAAAUGGCGCAGGUAAAUCAACUUUGAUGAGAGCAAUGGCUAACGGUCAAGUUGAAGGUUUCCCCACCCAAGAUGAAUGUAAAACAGUUUACGUUGAACAUGAUAUUGAUAAUACUCAUUCUGAUACAUCAGUUGUUGAUUUCGUUUUUGAAAGUGGUGUUGGUGAAAGAGAUGCUAUUAUUUCCAAAUUGAAUGAAUUCGGAUUUUCUAAUGACGCAGUUAAUCAACCAAUUUCAUCUUUAUCCGGUGGUUGGAAAAUGAAAUUAGCCUUAGCAAGAGCUGUUUUGAAAAAUGCCGAUAUUUUAUUAUUAGAUGAACCAACUAAUCAUUUAGACACUGUCAAUGUUGCAUGGUUAGUGGACUACUUGAAUAAUUGUGGAAUUACUUCAAUCAUUGUUUCUCACGAUUCUGGUUUCUUAGACAAUGUCUGUCAAUACAUUAUCCAUUACGAAGGUCUAAAAUUAAGAAAAUACAAAGGAAAUUUAUCUGAAUUCGUUAAAAGAUGUCCAACUGCUAAAUCUUACUAUGAAUUAGGUGCUUCUGAUCUCGAAUUCCAAUUCCCAACCCCAGGUUAUUUAGAAGGUGUCAAGACAAAGCAAAAGGCUAUCGUCAAAGUAUCAAAUAUGUCCUUCCAAUAUCCUGGUACUUCUAAACCUCAAGUGUCUGAUGUUACGUUCCAAUGUUCCUUAUCUUCCAGAAUUGCUGUAAUUGGACCCAACGGAGCUGGUAAAUCCACUUUAAUUAAUGUUUUAACAGGUGAAUUAUUACCAACCACUGGUGAUGUCUAUACUCAUGAAAAUUGUCGUAUUGCAUACAUUAAACAACAUGCAUUUGCUCAUAUUGAAAAUCAUUUAGAUAAAACACCAUCAGAAUACAUUCAAUGGAGAUUUCAAACUGGUGAAGAUCGUGAAACUAUGGAUAGAGCUAAUAGACAAAUUAAUGAAAGUGAUACUGAAAUGAUGAAUAAGAUAUUUAAAAUUGAAGGUACACCAAGAAGAGUUGCUGGAAUUCAUUCAAGAAGAAAGUUUAAGAAUACUUACGAAUAUGAGUGUUCUUUCUUAUUAGGUGAAAAUAUUGGUAUGAAGUCUGAAAGAUGGGUUCCAAUGAUGUCUGUUGAUAAUGCUUGGUUACCAAGAGGAGAAUUGGUUGAAUCACAUUCCAAAUUAGUUGCAGAGGUUGAUAUGAAGGAAGCUUUAGCUUCAGGGCAAUUCCGCGCUUUGACAAGAAAGGAAAUCGAAGAACAUUGUUCCAUGCUAGGUUUAGAUUCAGAAUUAGUUUCUCAUUCCAGAAUCAGAGGUUUAUCAGGUGGUCAAAAAGUCAAAUUAGUUUUAGCUGCUGGUACUUGGCAAAAACCACAUUUGAUUGUCUUAGAUGAACCUACUAACUACUUAGACAGAGAUUCAUUAGGUGCUUUAUCCAAAGCUUUGAAAGCUUUCGAAGGUGGUGUUAUCAUCAUUACUCAUUCUGCUGAAUUUACUAAGGAUUUGACUGAAGAAGUUUGGGCUGUUAAAGAAGGUAAAAUGACUCCUUCGGGUCAUAACUGGGUUACAGGCCAAGGUGCUGGUCCAAGAAUUGAAAAGAAAGAAGCUGAAGGUGAUGUAUUUGAUGCUAUGGGUAACAAGAUUGUUGGAGCCAAUGCAAAGAAGAAGUCUAAAUUGUCAUCUGCAGAAAUGAGGAAGAAGAAGAAGGAAAGAAUGAAGAAGAAGAAGGAAAUGGGUGAUGAAUAUGUUUCAUCUGAAGAGGACUUUUAA
Molecule: messenger RNA, 3150 nt
Organism: Naumovozyma dairenensis CBS 421
Lineage: Eukaryota; Fungi; Ascomycota; Saccharomycetes; Saccharomycetales; Saccharomycetaceae
Gene: HEF3
Product: translation elongation factor EF-3
Exons: 1
Coding region: 1-3150 (1049 amino acids)
Molecular function (GO): ATP hydrolysis activity; ATP binding; translation elongation factor activity
Source: RefSeq, a predicted model, not a curated record